Messenger RNA from Ceutorhynchus assimilis (cabbage seed weevil), 1899 nucleotides. Lineage: Eukaryota; Metazoa; Arthropoda; Insecta; Coleoptera; Curculionidae. The record is from the annotation of a GenBank genome assembly.
AUGGCUAGUUUCCUUGGAACAAUAUUUUUGGGUUUACUCUUUUCAGUAUCCUUUGGACAAAGUCAGUUUUUGGGACUCUUCAAUUGGCCGGGAACUUCCGACGUCGAUUUUGAUGUAGACGAAUGGGAAGACAAUGUCGGCGUUGAUGAACAGCGAAAUAUUAGCUGGUGGUGGAAUGCUGAACAUUCUGGUAGACUAGCUUUGCAUAACUCAAUCACCAACACUGGAUUGGUUAUAGAUAGUAGAACAGGACUAGUUGCUUUAGAAGAGUUCAAAGGCGAUAAAGCAGUUAUUGACUUUGGUUAUGAAUCAGGUUUUUUUGGGAAAAGUUCUGCAAAAACAGCUGGAGAGUUUGAAUCUAACUUGAAAAAAUACGAUAUUGUGAGUGAAGCGAAGGGUACUCCUAAGUAUCCAAUGGUACAGGCACAUACAAAAACUAACAAAGAAAUAAGAGAUUUACUCAUUAAUAUUCUUCGAAAAAUUUGUCCCGCAUUUGUCGACUUGUUUUUCCAAAUAAAAGGUAACCAUAUUAUGAUGGAUGAUUUGUUCAAUAAAUUAAUAAACAUAUCUAUAGAUAUUUCAGACCAUUCUCCAAACAAAGCAAUUUGUGUCGUAAAAAUUAUUUUAAUUCCUAUCGUGUAUGUACUAAAGAUGUACCUACGUAUAAUGUUUGCACCUCAAAUACAAGCCUGGUAUACAUUUAAAGCUGGACUUCGGUCCUUUCUUAUUAUUUUUAAAUGGCUGAUUAAACUUUUUAAGGCAUCGGUAGGAAUUGCAAAGCUUAUAAAAUCUGGUGCCAAAUUUAAAUUAAAUAUGGUAAUGGAAGCUGCUAAUGGUGCACUGGCCCUAUAUGAAAUUCUAAAAGAAAUUGGUUCAAAAAACAAUUUAAUAAAAAUUUGGCCAAAUUUGUUUAACUUACCAGAAAAUUUUUGCAAAUUGAUUAAUGGCUUGGGUGGAAUGGUGUCGGCUGGAGUAAAUGGCCUAUUUGGAAUCUUUUCGAAAAUUUAUCAAUUCCCAUUUGGUUGGAUUGGGACAUUGAAAAAAUUCGUUAAUACUAUAUUAGAUUGCAUCAGUGGAGGGCGGCCUACUAAUCGGGACAUUGAUGAGGCUGCUGAUAAAUUACUAGAGGUUUCCAGACGAAAAAGAUCACCGAAACUUAUGAUAGUAAUUUGUUCUGUUAAAAAGGAAAUGGGAUGUGUCGAAAAGAAACUUGUGCUUGAAAUAAGAUUGUUGACGGUUAUCAUUCAAUGUAAUGGAGUGGUUAGUUUAAGAACUGUUGUCCUUAAUGAGAUAAAACUGCUGACGAUUAUCAUUAGACGUAUUGAAAAGGGAAAGGGUAACUUCAAAAUUAAAGGACUCAGUAUUUCAAGACUUGUCAACAUAAUAAAAAAAGCCUCCGCUACAGCAAAGACGACAGUUAUGGAAAUAAUGAAUUUAUUGAAUCCAUUCGCUCCAAUGAAAAACAUUGUGGCGAGGUUAUUUGUUGAUACGAUUGUGUCACUGAAUACGACAAAGGGCCCUUUAUAUGUGAGCCGACUUUUUCCGAACAUCGAAAUAUCCGAUUCCGCUUUGAAAGGGACUAACAGAAAUUUGGCCGUCGAUUUAAUAGUUCCUGAUAAAAUCGACCUAUCUGUGAUGAAUCUUCCUACAACCAAAAUGCUCAGAUCGAUUCCUAUAGUGAAGGAAAUUUAUGGGGAAUUUGAUGAAGCAGCUCUGGAGUAUACCAACUCUACAUUGGAGUUUUUGUUGACAAAUGAACAUGUGGAAGAAUUGGUUGAAUUUACUACAACCCUUGUUGGAUUACGCAAGUAGACAAUAGUUUGUUGCUUAUAUUUAUUUAUCCGAAUUUUUUAUAUUAUUGUUAUAUGUACUUCAAUUAUAUAAGUAAUACAUUUUAAU